AUGGCGGGCAUUGAGCUGAUGCAAAUUGCCCAGAGGCGACUUCAGGAGUUCCGCCCAUUGUCUAUAUUGGGGGGAGAGGAGGGCCCGAAGCCCCUGGUAGCAGCAGCAGCAGCAGCAGCAGCAGCAGCAGGUUUCCCCUUCUGCUACAACAGCGACGGCCGGCCGCUGCCCCCACCCGGCUCAGCAGCAGCAAAGUCAGCAGCAGCAGCAGCAGCAGCAGCAGGGCUCAGCGGGGGCCCCCCAGGGGGCCCCCCGGGGGGGCCCCCAGGGGGGCCCCCAGGGGGGCCCCCAGGGGGGCCCCCGGGGGGCCCCACAGUUGUGGUGGUGCCCCCAGAAGGUAUUGAAGAAGUUCCUGCUGCGCAUGCACAAGGGGGGCCCCAUCAAGUUUCUAGAGACAGAGUGCUGCAUCAUAUAAAUAGAAUGAUGCCAAUACUGGAGCUGCGGUGGCUGACGCAGCAGCGGGAGCAGCAGCAGCAGCGGCAGCAGCAGCAGCUGCUGCUGCAGCAGCAGCAGGAGGAGCAGCGGCGCAUGCAGCAGGAACAGCUGCUGCUGCAGGAGAGGGAGGUGCAGCAGCAGCUGGCGGAAGAGGCCAAACAAAUUGCUGCUUCGCUGCCGCUGCGGCCGGCCCCCGAGAACCUGAAGCAGCAGCAGCAGCAGCAGCAGCGGAGAGGACUGCAGCAGCAGCAGCAGCAGCAAAAGCGGAAGCAAAAAGAAACUGACAACUUCAUUGAUGACUCAAUAGAAGGGGCUUUGAGCGAAGCAGAUGACGAGCUGCCGAGACACCGCAGAAGCAAAGGCAGCAGCAGCAGCAGCAGCAAAAAGAAAAAGAAGCAAAAGAAGCGGAAGCGCAGCAGCAACAGGGAGCAGGAGGGAGAUGCUGCAACAGACGAAGACGCAGAAGCAGCAGCAGCAGAGCAGCAGCAGCAGCAGCAGCAGCAGCAGCAGCAGCAGCAAGAGGAACGCCCCAGCAGCAAGAAGAAAGCGCGCAGGCUGCUGCGGCUGGCUGCUCGGGACCCCGAAGAUGACACGGACUCUGCAGCAGCAGCAGCAGAUGGGGAAGAAGCAGCAGCAGCAGCAGCAGCAGCAGCAGAGGGGGCCGAUGCUGCAGCAGCAGAUGGAGACGCAGCAGCAGCAGCAGCUGAUGGGGACGAAGUGCCCGCAGCAGCAGAAGAUGGAGGCGAAGCAGCAGAAGCUGAAGAAGGUGGGGAGGAAGCUGCAGCAGCAGCAAAUGGAGCCGAAGCAGCUACAGCAUCGGAGAGCCAAGAAGCAGCAGCAGCAGCAGCAGCAGCAGCAGCAGCAGCAGCAGAUCCACCAACUCAUUUACUGAAGCGCCCCCGCGACUUUGAGAGCGACGAAGAAGAGUCCAAUGCGUUAGCUGGAGCAGCAGCAGCAGGGCAAGAAGCAGCAGCAGCAGCAGCAGCAGCAGCAGCAGCAGCAGCAGCAGAGGGCAGCGAAGGCAGCAGCGACUCUGAAAACUCUCACGAUAGAAAGCGCCGCAAGAAACGCAAGAAGCACAAACGGAAGAAGCAGCAGCAGCAGCAGCAAGAGAGAGAGGCCUAUGAAUCCGACUGA
Messenger RNA from Eimeria necatrix, 1572 nucleotides. RefSeq lists its product as hypothetical. The transcript has 3 exons. The record is from RefSeq and is a predicted model, not a curated record. Bases 1 to 1572 code for a protein of 523 amino acids. NCBI's taxonomy places the organism in Eukaryota, Apicomplexa, Conoidasida, Eucoccidiorida, Eimeriidae.